Molecule: messenger RNA, 5729 nt
Organism: Helicoverpa zea (corn earworm)
Lineage: Eukaryota; Metazoa; Arthropoda; Insecta; Lepidoptera; Noctuidae
Gene: sli
Product: protein slit
Exons: 38
Coding region: 193-4758 (1521 amino acids)
Biological process (GO): axon guidance; negative chemotaxis
Molecular function (GO): Roundabout binding; heparin binding; calcium ion binding
Source: RefSeq, a predicted model, not a curated record
CGUUCACCCUCCGGACGCGAUAGUCGUGUGUUCUGUGUGUUUAUCUGUGUACUUUUGUGUACUCUACAAUACUGCCGUGUACACUGUGUAUUGUGUAUUUUAGUGUGUGUUUCUGGCAUUUUUUCUUGACCAGGUCAAAAUAAUGCCGUAACAACGCUACUCCCCCCUCAACUCCGGCAGUACAUUGCCGCGAUGACGCGCUACGUUCGCGCGCUCUGCGUGUGCGCAGCGCUGUUAGUUCUCGCGACGCUCACCCGUGGCGCCACUUGCCCUUGGGCUUGUUCGUGUAGAGCGGCGGCGGCGGAUUGUGCCCAUAGAGGGUUGUUGCAUGUGCCUAAAAGGUUGCCGACUGAUUCGCAUCGGUUGGAUCUACAAGGCAAUAACAUCACGAUAAUAUUUCAGAGCGACUUUCAAAAUCUGAAGGACUUGAAAACAUUACAGUUAUCAGAAAACUUAAUCCACACAAUUGAGAGGGAUGCCUUCUUAGAACUCAACGGGUUAGAACGACUGAGACUGAACAAUAAUCGUCUGGGACAUUUACCAGAGGGGCUAUUUUUACGGUUGAGACACCUCCAACGGCUGGACCUGAGUCGCAAUGAGCUGACUGCCAUCAGCCGAAGAACCUUCCGUGGAUUGACAGCCUUGAAGAGUUUGCACCUGGAUGGAAACCAUCUGAAGUGUAUUGAUGAGAAGGCUCUCGAAAAUUUGAAGAGUCUUGAAGUUCUAACACUAAACAACAAUAAUCUAACCUACCUCUCAUUGGAGCCAGCUGCGAUUUCGCGACUGAACACGCUGCGACUGACCGACAACCCUGUCGUGUGCGAUUGUCGUGUCGCACGGCUGGCUACGACAGUACGAGCUGCGGGGAUUCUUGGAGUUGGAGCCAGAUGUCAGGCGCCUGCAGCGUUGAGAGGAGCUCUUUUGACUGAGUUGGAAACCCAUGAGCUUAUUUGCAGCGGGCCCACAACGACCACAACGGUAGAAUGUUCAGCGGAGCCCCGGUGCCCGCCUCCGUGCCGCUGCACUCCUGAAGGUACAGUCGACUGCCGGGAGAAGCUACUGUCGGAACUGCCAGCCACCAUACCUCAUAGAGCUACUGAGAUCCGCCUAGAACAGAACGAGAUAACGGAAGUCGGCGCGGGCGCAUUCUCCUCCGUAAAGAGAGUCGCAAGGAUCGAUUUGUCUAAUAACAAGAUCACGAAGUUAGCUGCAGAUGCAUUCACUGGGCUAGUACAUCUCACUUCAUUAGUUUUAUAUGGGAAUAAAAUAAAAGACCUACCUUCAGGAAUUUUCCAUGGAUUAUCAUCACUACAGUUAUUAUUAUUGAACUCAAAUGAAAUUACCUGUGUGAGGAAAGAUACUCUACGUGAUCUACAGAACUUAAAAUUAUUAUCACUAUACGACAAUAACAUAAGGUCGUUACCAAAUGGAACUUUCGACGCUUUGACUGAAAUUCAGACUUUGCAUUUAGGUCGCAAUCCGUUCGCCUGCGACUGUUCCCUACGAUGGCUGGCUGCGUAUCUUCGCAAGAACCCCAUAGAAACUUCUGGAGCGAAGUGUGACUCCCCUAAACGGAUGAGCAGGAAGAGAAUUGAUGCAUUAAGAGAGGAGAACUUCAAGUGUAAACCGGGCGAGGAAUCAGGCGACGCAUGCGGCGGUGGCGCGGCGUGCCCGGGCGCGUGCGCGUGCGAGUGGGGCGCGCGCGCGGUGGCCGUCACGUGCGCGCGCGCCGCGCUCGCCGAGGUGCCGCGCGACCUGCCGCUCAACACUGACGCGCUGUUGAUGUCAGACAACAGCUUGGGUCAGAUCAAGUCAGACGGGCUAUUUGGCAGACUGCCAGACUUAACGAAAUUGGACUUGAGGAAUAAUGGUAUAACGCUGAUAGAAGACAAUGCGUUUGACGGUGCUGCCAACAUCCAGGAGUUGUUGCUGGACGGUAACCUGAUACAAACUGUGUCAGAUAAGAUGUUCUUUGGGUUGCACAGUUUAGGAGUACUAUCUCUGACGGAUAAUAAGAUCAAAUGCAUCACACCGGGAGCCUUCGAUCACCUCACCAUGUUAUCCACAUUGAACUUGGAGUCCAACCCGCUAGACUGCACUUGCCAUAUAUCCUGGCUGCCCAACUGGCUCCGAAGUCGGCGUCUAUCACCGUCAGCGACUUGCAGGACGCCAGCGGCGCUCAGAGACGCGAACCUUCAACAUUUGGAAGUCUCCGACUUUAAGUGUACACCGGAGGACAAGGGCUGUCUGUCAGCUGAAUACUGUCCGUCUGUGUGCGCAUGCGCGGGCACGGUGGUGCGCUGCUCCCGCGCACACCUCGCGCACGUGCCCAACAACAUACCCAAGCAGACUACUGAACUGUACCUAGAAUCCAACGACAUAACCUCGAUACUCCCGGAGCAAAUCCGUCAUCUCACGCAGCUGACUCGACUAGAUCUAUCCAAUAAUAAGAUUAGUGUGCUCACCAAUGAUACCUUUGAGGGGCUCACCAAGUUAUCCACGCUUAUCGUCAGCUAUAACAAGUUGAGAUGUGUUCAGCGAGAUGCUCUAAAAGGUCUGACACAGCUGAGAGUGCUCUCUCUGCACGGGAACAAUAUCUCCAUGCUUGCUGAUGGCGUCUUUAGGGAUCUAGAGUCUAUAUCUCAUGUGGCACUAGGCUCCAACCCCCUCUACUGCGACUGCCACGCCCGCUGGCUCUCCGAAUGGGUGAAGAGCGCAGGUGAAUACGUGGAGCCCGGCAUCGCGAGGUGCUCCGAGCCCGCCGCGAUGAGGGACAAGCUAAUACUCAGCACGCAGUCCAGCGCUUUUGUUUGUAAAGGAACGCCCCCAGCAGAAGUGAUCGCGAAAUGCGACAGUUGUCACAGCAGCCCCUGUCGCAACGGCGGUACCUGUCGUGCCCGCGCCCGCGGUGGCCACGAGUGCGCCUGCGCACGCGGGUACCAUGGCGACGCCUGUCAACAUCAUAUCGACGCCUGCUAUGGGUCCCCGUGUGCUCAUGGCGUUUGUAGGGUGCUUGAAGAGGGGAGAUUUCACUGCUCCUGCCAACCCGGGUACACAGGAGCUCGCUGCGAAGUCAACAUCGACGACUGUGUGGCGAACAAGUGUCAGAACAACGCGACCUGUGUCGACCACCUCGAGGGGUACUCCUGUAGAUGUGCGCCUGGGUUCAUGGGUGAAUUCUGCGAGAAGAAAAUCCCCUACUGCACGAAAGAAUUCAACCCUUGUGAGAAUGGAGCCAUCUGCACUGAUCACCACAGCCACUACACCUGCGCCUGCCCCAAGGGCUACUCCGGACAGAACUGCACUGUCAACGCUGAUGACUGCAUCAACCAUAUGUGCCAGAACGGUGCAACAUGCGUGGACGGGCUCGACGAGUACCGGUGCGCGUGCGCAGGCGGGCACGCGGGCCGCUACUGCGAGGCGGCCCCGCACGCCGCGCUCGGCACCUCGCCCUGCGCGCACCACGACUGCGUGCACGGCGUAUGCUAUCUGCCGCAGCCGCAGCCACAGGAUGACAUCAUAAUGGAUCGUCCUCUAAUGAGUUCAGCCAAUGACUACCUCUGCAAAUGUGCACCUGGAUAUUCAGGUCGUCUCUGCGAAUACCUGACUUCUCUGACGUUUAGUCACAAUGAUUCUCUGGUAGAAUUGGAACCGCUGAGAACUACACCACAAGCCAAUGUCACAUUGGUAUUCAGCACAACGCAACUACAUGGAGUGUUAAUGUACUUCGGGGAGAACGAGCAUCUCGCCGUCGAGCUGUUCAAUGGUAGAAUCCGCAUCAGUUAUGAUAUAGGCAACCAUCCCACCUCUACUAUGUAUAGUUUCGAGAUGGUGUCGGACGGCAACUACCACAAGGCUGAACUGAUUGCUAUCAAGAAGAACUUUACUCUGAAAGUAGACGACGGUCCAGCCAGGUCUAUCAUCAAUGAAGGUCCCAAGGAGUACCUUCGAUUGGAGAGGCCGAUGUACCUCGGCGGAGUGCCAGAAGAUAUCGCUAAGGAAGCGUUCAGCAAAUGGCAUCUGCGUAACAUCACCAGCUUUAAAGGAUGUCUAAAAGCAGCCUGGAUAAACCACAAGCGAGUGGACUACGUGAACGCGGUUCGAGUUCAGCGCACCUCAGCCGGCUGCGGGGAAGAUGAGCCUACUAGCUCCAUGGCAGCUACUGUGUUCGUGCAGGAAGAUGCUGGGAGACAUAACCAGGACCCUUGUGUCCCGAAUCCGUGUGCUCGCGGCGGUCGCUGCGUUCGCGAAGAAGGUUCGCCUUCCGACUAUACUUGUCGCUGCCGAGCCGGCACUGCAGGCCCGCAGUGUGAACUCAGGGCUUCGAUCAGUGGAGCUCCAGUGAUAACUCAAGGCAGUAAGAUGGCGCAACGCAAGCAAACCAUCAGCAACGUGCAAGCCUCACCAGCUGCUCCAUCUCACAAGCAGCAGAUGCCGUCAGAACAUGGACCCUCACAAGCCACACCAACAGGGGCUUGUAGAAAGGAAGCAACCCGCGAAGUUAUAACAGAAGGUCUGUGCCGGUCGCGACGCGCCGUGCGCGGGGCGCGCUGUGUGACGCGAGCGGUGCCUGCGGGUGCAGGAGGAGCUGGGGGAGGGGGAGGGUGUGCUAAGGGACACUGCUGCGCUCCUAGGAAGACUAAGAAGCGAAAGAUAAGAUUAAUCUGCUCGGACGGUACGAGAUACACCAAAGAUAUAGAAAUAGUCAGGAAGUGCGCCUGCGGGAAGAAAUGCGCGCGAAACAACCCUUUCCACUGAAAGACUGACCAUGUCAUUACCCCCAUGUCAUAAACUCCCCCCGUCAUAAACUUCCCCAGUCAUAAACUCCCCCCGUCAUAAACUUCCCCAGACAUAAACUCUCAGCCUCAUAAACUUCCCCAGUCAUAAAUAUCCUUAGAAACUGAUUGUUAGCCAUGCAAAGUCACAUAUGUAAUUGUUAAGUAACCAAAUGAUUUUAAUGUAUAUGUAUUACAUAAGUUUUUGGAUAAUUUUUGACCCUUAUAUUAUAGAAAAUGUGUUUAACUAUUUUGUCAUAUGUAAUACUUUUUCUAUAAUAUCACUUUCCGCGAUUUCGCCCGCGUCCCGUGGGAACUACUGCCCGUACCGGGAUAAAGUAUAGCCUAUGUUACUCGGGAAGAGUGUAGCGCCCCAACAGUGAAAGAAUUUAUCAAAUGGGUUCGGUAGUUUCGGAGCCUUUAGGGUGCAAAAGAAAAUAUUUCCUCUUUAUCAUAUUAGUAAAUAUUACAAGGGUUUAAAAUUAUUCAAAAUGAUAGUAGACAUACAUUAAUAUCAUUGGGUUACUUUGAGAUAACUCAACAUCUGUCAUUUCAGUGUUUCCAUACUUAAAAAGGUUUAGACACAUGGUAGAAUUUUAUUUGUAAGUCAAUUUAAUAUUAAAUGACGGCCUUAAUUUGUUUAUUUUGAAAAAAUAACUGUAUGAUCAAGUUAACAACAAAAAAAUAAAUUUUUCAACAGAAAAAAUCAAUUUUCAAAGUACAAACGCCUUUCAACAUGGCAACACAGAUUAUCAACGAGCUCACCCCGGCAAUAGACAAUAAAUCACGCUUUUUUUAAACAUUAUAACAAUUACCACCUCCUUACGAAAUGUAUAAUUGUAGCAUUUAUAUAUAAAAAAGUAGAUUUUAGAAACACUUUACGGAUACUUUUGCGUCGUGAAUUAUCCUAGAGAUGGUUUUUAACAUAAGAUUAAAUUACUCAUACAGUUAAAA